AUGUCAGACAUUCUACAUGAAAAGACCGCUCCUUUGGGAGAUAGUCCUGCUCCAGUCGGAACUCUCAAUGAGAAACUUGACGCCGGCACUGUAGCACCUUCUCCUCCCAACGUUGAGAACGUCGUGACCAAAGAUGGCAUUCGCGUUCAUCCACAACCCACAACAGAUCCUUUGGAUCCCUUGAAUUGGAGUUUUUUCCAAAAGCAUUCAAUUCUCGCGAUUGUUAUGCUCAAAUACUUCCUCUUCACAUUCCUCACUACCAACACUGUGCCGAGUUUUCCUGAUUUACAGGAAGGCUUCAAUCUUUCAUAUUCACAGGUGAACUGGACAGUGGCCAUCCCAGCUCUCGGGCUAGCUGUUGGUCCCUUGAUAUGGUCUGGUCUGGCGGACAUCUACGGUCGUCGCAUUGUUUUCAUCCUAGGAACACUGAUGGCUUUCGCUGCUACAGUCGGCGCUGCCAAAGCUUCAGACUACGGCGGCUAUAUGGCUGCGCGUUUCUUCCAAGGGCUAGGAGUGUCGCCGGCCUCGACAGUCGGCCUCGCUGCUAUCAAUGACAUGUUCUAUGAGCACGAGCGUGGCCAAAAGAUCGGACUUUGGGUUCUAGCUAUCGAUGCGGGUCUACUUGUCGGCCCUAUCUUUGGAGGUUUCCUAAACAUCGUAUCUGCAGAGUGGAUUCAAUGGUUCACCGCUAUUCUCUUCGGUGCACUGCUUGGCCUCGAAAUUCUCUUCAUGCCCGAGACCUUGUACCCGAGAAACAGCAUGCUAAAGCAAUUGCCCAUGGUUACUGCUUCAGACGAUGCGACUGCAGACAUCGAGAAAGUGGGCCGUCGGAGAAGUGAUGCCAGCAUAGUCAACCUACCACGAACUAAGAAGCUGCCAUAUGUCAACUACAAACCGGUUCCAGGGAUGCGCCAUCCAAAGUUAUGGGACCCAGCAUUGCGAUUCAUACUGACAUUCAAGUUUCUCGCCGUCACCAUUUGCGUAUUCACUUACUGCUUUAUGUGGUACUGGUGGGUCCUCAGCGUCAUUACCAUGUUGCCGGCCGCAUAUCUCGAUUACAAACCCCAGAUUCAAGGACUGCUGUUCAUCGGUCUCCUCCUCGGCACACUAUUUGCGGAGCUGUUCCUUGGAGGUCGCCUUAGCGACUACGUUUGCGCCAAACUCGCAGAGAAGAAUGGCGGUGUCCGAAUGCCAGAAAUGCGCCUCUGGCUGAUCUACCCUGCUGGUAUUCUUUCAGGAGUCGGACUGAUCAUUUGGGGAGUCAGUGUCGACAAAGGAUACCACUGGAUUGUAGGUCAAGUGGCAUUCUUUCUCUUCGCUGCUGGUAUUCAAAUGGGCAACACUGUUGUGUGUUCAUACAUCGUCGACUGCUACCCACUGCAAAGCAUGAGCAUUGUAACAUACUAUGCUGUACUCUUGAACUUGUCGGCUUUCAUCGACCCUUUCUUCAUUGCACCCUGGCAAGCUGACUCAGGCUGGACCUGGUGCUUCGCUGCACAAGGAAUCAUUGUCAUCUGUGGCGCAUUGCCUGUGUUUGCGCUUCUGCAUAGGUACGGCCCGCUCUUGAGAGCUAAGAGUGGAACACCUAGUUGGGUCAAUCCCGAGUUUGAUACCUUACAGUAA
Molecule: messenger RNA, 1623 nt
Organism: Exophiala bonariae
Lineage: Eukaryota; Fungi; Ascomycota; Eurotiomycetes; Chaetothyriales; Herpotrichiellaceae
Exons: 3
Coding region: 1-1623 (540 amino acids)
Biological process (GO): transmembrane transport
Cellular component (GO): plasma membrane
Molecular function (GO): transmembrane transporter activity
Source: RefSeq, a predicted model, not a curated record